Crotalus tigris (Tiger rattlesnake) is the source of this 2614-nucleotide messenger RNA. Its product is annotated as deoxyribonuclease-1-like 1. Lineage: Eukaryota; Metazoa; Chordata; Lepidosauria; Squamata; Viperidae. The transcript has 9 exons. Gene Ontology annotation, molecular function: DNA nuclease activity. Gene Ontology annotation, biological process: DNA catabolic process. The coding region runs from base 211 to 1146 and encodes 311 amino acids. The record is from RefSeq and is a predicted model, not a curated record. Gene Ontology annotation, cellular component: nucleus.
CAGAUGAGAAGGCCUCCCAAAGGACGCGGAAGCCGCUGGGAUGAGUCAGUCUGCGAGCGCCCUCCCUCUCUGGGGUGGGCUACCGGAUUCGAGGAUUCGUCGAGCCCCCGCCUCGUCUGCUGAAGCCCUGGAUGGGACGGCGGCGAGAAGUGGGACUGACUUGGCGCCGGCGGUCACCAAACUCAAUGUGGCAGAGUUGGAUUCCUAAGGAUGGAUGCACCACGCUCUCUGCCUGCCGUGCUGCUCCUGCUGUUGUGCUCAGGAGCAGCUGCCUUCCGGAUAUGUGCCUUCAAUGCUCAACGUUUUGCUCAAGGGAAGAUGAACAAACCUAGAGUCGUGGAGAUACUUGUCAAGAUCUUGGCUCGCUGUGAUAUCUCAGUCUUACAAGAAGUGAUGGAUGCAAAAGGAAAGGCAGUGCCUGCUUUGAUGAAUGCCUUGCACCAGUUUGAUGAUCUACACAGCUACAGUUACCUCACCAGCCCUUUGCUGGGGCGUGGAAAUUAUCAAGAACGAUAUGUAUUCAUAUACAGGAAUCAGAAGGCUCAGAUACUGGAUUACUAUACAUAUGAAGACCUGCAUCCAGACCGACCUGAUGUCUUUGCUCGUGAACCCUUUAUCGCCCGUUUCAGCAUGGCAAACAAAGAGCUUCCAGAGCUGGUGCUGAUCCCACAGCACACAAUGCCAUCCAAGGCAGAAGCUGAAAUUGAUGCUCUCUAUGACGUUUUCCUUAAUGUUCAGGAACGCUGGGCCACAGAGGACAUGAUUUUCUUGGGUGAUUUCAAUGCAGAUUGUGGAUAUGUGGCCAAGAAACGUUGGAAAGACAUCCGCCUGCGCCAGAAACCCGGCUUUCAUUGGCUGAUUGGAGACCAAGCUGACACCACCGUGCGAGAGAAGACCCACUGUGCCUAUGACAGAAUUGUGGUUCAUGGUGAAAGCUGCCUGGAUGCUGUAGUGCCUGGAUCAGCUCGACCAUUUGAUUUCCCCAAGGAAUUUGGACUUUCUGAGGAAGAGGCCUUAGAGAUCAGCGAUCAUUAUCCUGUAGAGGUGGAACUUGUCUCAUCCUGUAAGAAACUCCAGCCAGCUACUUUAGCUGGUCUUGUGUUGCUGACCAUAAUUGUGAUAUCAGACUCAAGAUGUGGCAUAUGAAGGAAGAAGAUGGCUGUUGUGCUAGUCCUAGAACGAUACAGGUGGAGGCUUACCAAAAGGGUACUUAUUACUCUCACAAGAGUACUUGAAUCAAUUAUGUUGAUUCAGCUUUCAUCUGUGGUGAGCCCCUGGUGUUGAGAAAGCCUGGGAAGGCUUCAUUAUAGAGACCCCUUGUCAGUCAACAGGAGUAAUGAUUUACCACCAGCUUAUCAAGUACUUAGGAGGCAAGGGCUUGACAGCACAAGGAAACAACAGGCAAUGGCUUAAUAGCUGGCCAUCAACACCCCAGUCAACAACUAAAAAGCCAUACGCAACCAGGCACUAUAUAAAUACCAGAGAACAGCCCAAAGCACACACUCUGCUAGAGAGAUAUUCCCCGAGGAUGGGCUCCAGCACGAGUCCAAAAUCUUGGAAGACUAACCCUCUGAUCCCGAUGACCGACUCAGUAGUUCUCCCCAAAGUAUCUACCUCUGGAGUGAUCCUUCUCAUCAAGAUUGGCAAAAGGACCCUUCAGGCAGUAAAAAUGUAUAAGGUUUUCUCAUCCAGUUGAGCAUUGCUUGGACAAAGACUUUUUCAGUUUGGGUAUCUACUCAUAUUCUUGAACACCCUUACAUGCUGACUUCUUGAUUCUCCUUCUUGAUUGUAUUUUGGCUCAACUACCUCAGAGAUCCUGAAUACUGGAUAGCUUCUGUCUCACUCUUGCCUUCCGUCAGAAACUCAACCUGGGUUCCAGGUUACAAAGAAGGCUUCCUUGGGCCAGACUCAUGAUCUAAGUUCAAAAAGGUGACAACAGGACCUUCCUCAAAGAGAUGUAUGUAUUGUAGCUUUGUCCUAUAGUCUAUUUUUUCUAUGUUCCGUCAUAGAGAAAAUGGACUAACUAUCCAUUAGUACAUGGAUUUUUAAAAAAAAAAUCUUUCCACUGAAGUUCAUGGGAUAAAAAUCUUUCAUGCCAGUUCUGAGGCUGCUGUGAAAAUAUAUUUCAGUGGGAGUAUGGUUUGGAUAAAUAAAAGAUGCAAUGAAAAUCAGCUUUUCUCUUGCACUGAUGCUUUCACCCAUAUUUUUGGAUAUUCUGACAGAAGAUCUAAUCUGGAGAAACAAUCAUGCUGGCAAAUGAUUUUGCUGUGAUGUUUUGCAAGUGAUAAACAUGGCAAUGACAUAUCUUGCAUUCUACCAAUAUACUGAGAUUUCUGCCUCUCUCCCUCAAAUGGACAAUCUCAAAUAUAGGAUGUCUAUCUGGUAUCUUAAUCAGACUAGCCAAAAUGACACAAAGGUAUGUGUGUAAUAUUUGAAAUUGCCCAUAACUCUUCAUUAUGUGAAAUGAAAACAAAUAAGUAGGAUGAAAAGACAUUAAGACUACUAGCUCAAAAAUUAAGCUGAAUACCAUAGAUAUGAGCUUUACAAUUUAACUCAGCCUGGAAGAGUGCGCCAAGCUUUCUGGAACAGUGAAAUAAGAGACAUAGAGACAAAA